AUGUCCAAUGUAACUGUUAUAACUGGAUUCAUCCUUAUGGGGUUCUCUGAUAUCAAAGCCCUACAGACUUUAUGUGGAGUGUUCUUCCUAGUGAUGUACAUGGCAGCCCUAAUAAGUAACCUGAUCAUCAUCACUCUCAUCACCCUUGACCUGCAUCUUCAAACACCUAUGUACUUCUUCCUGAAGAAUUUGUCCAUGUUGGAUGUCUUUUUUGUGUCUGUUCCAAUCCCAAAUUUCUUUAUCAACAGUUUAACACACAACAAUUCCAUUUCCAUUCUUGGAUGCGUCUUCCAAGUGUUUUUAAUGACUCCAUUUGCAGCAGGGGAAGUAUUUAUCCUGACAAUUAUGUCCUAUGACCGCUAUGUGGCCAUUUGUAGUCCCCUGCACUAUCAAACCUUAAUGAGUAGUGACACAUGUUUGCUUAUGGUGACUGUUUCCUGGGCUAUUGGAAUAUUGAUUGGAGCCAUAUAUACAGCUGGCACAUUUUCCAUGCCUUUUUGUGGCUCCAAUGUGAUCUCACAGAUUUUUUGUGAUAUUCCCUCAUUGCUAAGUAUGUUAUGCUCCAAAACACUUGUGGUUAUUUAUUCAAGUCUUGGAAUUGGUGUUUGUGUAGGCAUGUUUUGUUUCAUCUGCGUUGUGAUCUCUUACUCUUACAUUUUCUCCACUGUACUUAAGAUUCCUACCACUAAAGGUCAGUCCAAAGCAUUUGCCACAUGCAUCCCCCACCUCACUGUUUUCACUGUUUUCAUUGCUACUGCUUGCUUUGUCUAUGUGAAACCACCCUCAUAUGUGCCAUCAAUUACAGACAGAGUUUUUUCUGUACUAUAUACUGUGUUACCUCCAACACUUAAUCCUGUCAUCUACAGCCUGAGGAACACUGAUGUCAAGUGUGCUCUGAGAAGGUUGCAGCAAAAUCUCUACCCAAGGGCUUCACUCCAUGUAAGACCUUAA
This is a messenger RNA of Mesocricetus auratus (golden hamster), 951 nucleotides long. RefSeq names its product olfactory receptor 14A2-like. The transcript has a single exon. Gene Ontology annotation, molecular function: G protein-coupled receptor activity; olfactory receptor activity; odorant binding. The record is from RefSeq and is a predicted model, not a curated record. NCBI's taxonomy places the organism in Eukaryota, Metazoa, Chordata, Mammalia, Rodentia, Cricetidae. The coding region runs from base 1 to 951 and encodes 316 amino acids. Gene Ontology annotation, cellular component: membrane. Gene Ontology annotation, biological process: G protein-coupled receptor signaling pathway.